Messenger RNA from Aethina tumida (small hive beetle), 492 nucleotides. RefSeq lists its product as uncharacterized. NCBI's taxonomy places the organism in Eukaryota, Metazoa, Arthropoda, Insecta, Coleoptera, Nitidulidae. The record is from RefSeq and is a predicted model, not a curated record. The coding region runs from base 1 to 492 and encodes 163 amino acids. Gene Ontology annotation, biological process: DNA integration. Gene Ontology annotation, molecular function: nucleic acid binding. The transcript has a single exon.
AUGAAAGGUUUGGCACGUUCUUUUGUGUAUUGGCCAGGUAUCGACGCCGACAUCGAACGAAUCGCUAAAUCAUGCCCAGAGUGCGCUAUACACGCGCACGUUCCACCAAAAUUCAAUCAGCAUCAUUGGGAGUAUCCGAAAGGUCCAUGGGAACGCAUUCACAUAGAUUAUGCAGGGCCAGUUGAAGGUACAAUGUUUUUAGUCGUCGUUGAUGCUUACAGCAAAUGGAUCGAAGUAAAAACAACGAACCUUACAACUAGCACAUCUACAAUCAAAAUUCUGGAUGAAUUAUUUUCUAGUUACGGAUCUCCAAUCACCGUAGUCUCAGAUAACGCCAUGCAGUUCACGUCCGUCGAGUUCAAAACAUUCCUCCAGUCAAGCGGCGUUGAAUACCACAAGCUAUCAGCCCCAUAUCACCCAGCGACUAAUCGACAAGCCGAACGUUGUGUUCAGACUAUAAAAGAUGCACUUCAUAAAAUGCAGUCCACGUGA